Protopterus annectens (West African lungfish) is the source of this 2561-nucleotide messenger RNA. It is a transcript of the gene CLEC3A, whose product is annotated as C-type lectin domain family 3 member A. The transcript has 3 exons. Bases 61 to 660 code for a protein of 199 amino acids. The record is from RefSeq and is a predicted model, not a curated record. NCBI's taxonomy places the organism in Eukaryota, Metazoa, Chordata, Ceratodontiformes, Protopteridae.
AGCUUUUAUGCUACACUACUCAGUGCCCUCAGAUAUCCAUAAGGACUAUCGGCAAACAACAUGGCAUUAAACCGGGUGAUCAUUUUUGUCUUUGCGUUACUAGUAUUAUUACUGGACGAAACUGAAGGGCAGUCAGCAAGAUCAAAACCUGACCGAAACAAAGUGAAACAUGUCAGAGGAGAUGAUGAUGACUUGAAGACCCAAAUUGAAAAACUGUGGAAAGAAGUGAAUUCACUUAAAGAAAUGCAGGCAUUGCAAACAGUAUGUCUCCGUGGCACAAAGAUUCAUAAAAAAUGUUACCUGGCAAUUGAAGAAGCCAAGCAUUUCCAUGAAGCAAAUGAGGACUGCAUUGCACAAGGGGGGACACUUGCUACUCCCAGAAAUAGUGAUGAAAAUGAUGCCCUUAUGAAAUAUGGCAAGAUAAGCAUUCCGGAAGCUUCAGAAUGGUGGUUAGGUAUUACAGACAUGGUAAAUGAAGGAAAAUUUGUUGAUGUUAAUGGGAUUGCCGUCAGCUUUCUCAACUGGGAUCGCUCUACAAAGCAGCCAGAUGGAGGAAAACGUGAAAACUGUGCAAUGGUUUCACAAAAAGCUCAAGGCAAAUGGAAAGAUGAAGUGUGCCGUGAUGCCAAGAAGUAUAUUUGUGAAUUUCUUAUUCCAUAAAUAAUACUUAAAUAAGUUAUUUGUUUGUAAUUCUCCUUCCAUUCAUAAAAUUUCUGCAGGCUCUAAAUAUUUCUUCUAGUUAGUAUAUUUGCUUAUAAUGUUUUUUCCUGAACUUUGCUCUUUCUUUCUUUCUAUCUUUCUUCCUUAAUUUACUUCUUUUGGGCAAUUUCAUUUGCAUGUUUUGUUUUGGCACAAUAAGGCAUACAUUCAUUUUGUUUGCUGCACCAUGCUUCCUCCAGCAGGAUUCAAGUGUACUACUUAUAAAUGCAUUGUUCAACAGUUGGUGUAAGAAGGAGUGGUGUAAGCAUGGUGUAAGAAGGAGUAAAAAAUUUGCCCUUCAUUGUACAAUAACUUAGUACAGCAUAGCGGAGAGUUAGUCAGCAUUAUGCUAUACCAUGCUUUGCAUUCUGCCCAGUUGAAUAAAAAAGUUGAACAGUGUCAUGACUAACUAGAACCCAUAAUCUUAUGGUAUAUAGCACAGUGACAUAGAUAUAUCUGCUUCUGAAGACUGCCCAGCAUGAACACAUCAUAUACUGUGUGUUCUCUACUGUAUACUAUUGUGGUAGGUGCAGUUCUAGAUAAUUCUGUUACAUGUACAUCAGCAAGGCAAAGCUAUCUGGUUGUCCCACUGCUACCAUGCUUAUCAGUUUGUUUGAAUCUUUUGUGGCAUAUAAGUAUGUCCUACUGAGCUGGCAUCAGGGGUGGGAGAUUGGCCCAAUGGUUAAGGUGUUUACCUUACAGACACAAGGUGCAGGGUUUGAUUCUCACAUGGGGUAACUGGCUAUUCUUAAAAUGGCCUGAAAGGGCAGGUAGCCUAGUACUAAUCUAUGAAUCUAUAAUGUAAGAGCUAUUUAUAUGAACUGUAUAUGCAGCAUAUUCAAGAACCUGCCUGAUUUGGCACAGUGAGGUGUAUUAUGGUGCAAAAGAGUGAUUCAGUUUAGUGCAAGACGUUUUAUUGUACAUAGUGGGGGUAAGUAGGAUAACCUGGAUAACUUUUACUGCCCAUUUAUUCUGGACAUGGGUAAUUAUAUUAUCCUGUACAUCUCUGGGAUGGGGGGGGGUGUGCAUAGACAAAAAACAUUUUAUUUCUUAUUUUGGGAUGAGUGGGAAGGACUCUAGAUAGUGAACAUCUACAUUUUCACAAUAUACAUCUUUUGUGAUAAAUAAUGUCGGCGUAAGUGCUCAGUAUAACUAUAUUACUACACAUUACAUGGAGGAGUGGUCUGGGGGUUGAUGGGGCAUGCAAGUGCUGCCUGCACAAUGCUGUGAGGUUACAGCCUUGUGUUUUUCAUUCUGAUUAGCAUAGUUACUUCAAACUUGUAGGAAACUCCUGCAAUAGUACUGAGAGCAUCGAUUAAUUAAUGCACUGUAAUGCAGCUAACUCCAUACAUUUAAGUCCAUGACAGUCUUUGGGUGUAAAGAUAAGGCUAAGUUAUGCAAUGAUUUGGUUCGUUAUGAAUCGCAGCCAAUAUCACCUUAAUUUUUUAUUAAACUAUUAUAGCUCAUAAACUCUACUUUCAUUACACAAACUGCUUUUGACUAUAUGCUGCUACUUUAGAAUUUAUAUCAUUGCUCAAGCUGUACAUUUUUAUUUUUAUUUUACAUACUUUUUUUUAAAUUUUCUAUGUAAGACAUGAUUCUGCAUUUAAGUUGUUAUGCUGUUUGCCCCAUGUGUGUGUGAUUUAAACACAAUGCUCUUCAUCUUCUGCUUCACAAAUGUUUUUAGACAUGAACUUAUAGAUAUGAUCAACUUUCUAACAAAAUGUUCUUAGUGUGCUGCUUAAAUAAACAAAAUGUACUAACAAUCUCCCUUGCUUCAUAAGUUAAAAUGUAAUGUGAAAUCACACAUUUGUGUUCUGUUGUUUUAAAGUGAUAUGAUGAAUAAAGCUCUGAUAAUGAUA